GUGCGCAAGGGCGGGCGGUGGGAGGGCUGCGCGGGGUCCCCAUGACACCCCCCCCGCACCUCCCAGAGCCCGGCGCGGGCCCCGCCCGUUCCGCGCCCCGGGGGCCGGGGCUGUUGGGGAGACACGGGGCAAGGUCCCUGCUGCUGGGCAGCCCCGCAGGCUGGGAAUCGGCAGCCGCUGCCCGCCGGGCUCCGGGGCUGGCGCUGAGCGGUGCGGGCCGGCGGGGGUUGGAACAGGGUUGUGCCGCGAGGACUGGGGUGGAAACGGCUCGCUGGAAAAUCCUCUUGAUUUGUCCCAUCCUAGGUAGAGCAGGACCAAGGCAGCCCUUCCUGGGAUGAAAUGAAAUGCUCUGUAACCUGCGGAACUCACUGCUGCAGGGUGGCUGUUGAGGCAAAUGCUCUGUGGAGCUUUUGGGAACGGUGUGAUUCUGGAGGGAGAGCUUCUUGAUGUCUCUCGUCACCUCAUCUUGGAUAUUAAUGGCAGGAAGGAGCGAUACUGCGUGCUGUAUGUCAGGCCUGGCCAGGUCCAUCGCCGCAAGUUUGAUGCCAAGGGAAAUGAGAGAGAGCCAAAUUUCAGCGACGCCAGGAAGGUGAACACCGGCUUCCUCAUGUCCUCCUUCAAAGUGGAAGCCAAAGGCGAGACAGACAGGCUGUCCCCCGAGGAGCUGAAGGGGCUGGUGAAUAAGCCGGAGCUGCUGAGUGUGACAGAGCCCCACACCCCCAGCCAGGCUGUGGCCUUCUGGCUGCUGGAGAUGGAGAUGGAGAAGAUGGAGCUGGAGCUGGGGACAGAGAUCCGUCUGAAAACCCAGGGUGACAGCCCCUUCAUAUUCUCUCUAGCCAAGCUGCAUGCAGGGACAGUGACCAAGUGUAACUUUGUUGGCGAUGGACAGGCUGGGGCUUCCUGGACAGACAACAUCAUGGCUAAGAGACCUCAAGGAGGGCCAGUCCCCGAGCCCAGGGGGCAAGGGGACGGCGCAGAGGAGGAUGAAUGGCUUCUGGCAGUCCGAGGCCUAUGGACACGCAGAGCAUGGGGCUGCAUCUCAGACCAUCUUGACAUGUGCACACCUGCAUUCUGGGAGAUGGCUUCUGUCCUUUACAGCCAAUGCUGUGCUUAUUCCUGUACAAAGCGGGACUGCCCCUGCUCCAAGGAGCCCCUGUCUCGAUUCCUGACUCGUACUUUGUUGUGUUUGCGGCUUUUCCACAUCUGUUUCUUCAGCCUGUUAUCCCAUGCUGCUUCUUGGACGCUCCAGAUCCGUGGCUGCACAGCUUCCUCCUCUCGUCUGUGAUGAGGCCAGCAGUGGGCGCUGCGCCACCAGCCAAACCCACACUGCUCUUGCCUUUCUCUCCUCCCUUGGCUCGCUGAGCCCAUCCCUCAGUGGCCUCCCCUCUCCUGGAGACCCAGCAUAGCUCCUGGGUUCUGAGCCCAGCUAGGAUUGUCUUUCGCACUGACUGGCUCUGUUGGCUUUUC
This is a messenger RNA of Chelonia mydas (Green sea turtle), 1467 nucleotides long. It is a transcript of the gene ARPIN, whose product is annotated as actin related protein 2/3 complex inhibitor. Gene Ontology annotation, biological process: negative regulation of actin nucleation. The record is from RefSeq and is a predicted model, not a curated record. Bases 395 to 1285 code for a protein of 296 amino acids. NCBI's taxonomy places the organism in Eukaryota, Metazoa, Chordata, Testudines, Cheloniidae. The transcript has 6 exons.